AACACGACUGCGCAUGCGCCGUUCAGCCUUCACACUCUUCCCCACCAAGGAUUAGAAAGCAGAAGAUGAGGGUGCUGUGUGUGUUUGCUGUGAUUGCCUCGCUGGCUCUGGCGGCGAUGGGGGAGGAAGGAGCUCGCCUGCUCACCUCCAAGUCCUUACUAAAUCGGUACGCCGUGGAGGGCCGAGACCUCACGCUGCAGUACAACAUCUACAAUGUGGGCACCAGUGCUGCACUGGAAGUGGAGCUCUCCGAUGACUCGUUCCCUCCUGAGGAUUUUGGCAUCGUCUCCGGGAUGCUUAACGUGAAGUGGGAUCGCAUCGCACCUGCCAGUAAUGUGUCUCAUACAGUGGUUCUGCGUCCACUGAAGGCUGGCUACUUCAACUUCACCUCCGCCACAGUCAGCUACUUGGCGCAAGAAGGAGGGCAGGUUGUGGUCGGCUACACCAGCGCUCCUGGUCAAGGAGGCAUUCUGGCCCAGAGGGAGUUUGAUAGACGCUUUUCUCCACAUUAUCUGGACUGGGCUGCUUUUGGUGUGAUGACUCUGCCCUCCAUUGGCAUCCCGCUGCUCCUCUGGUACUCCAGCAAGAGGAAAUACGACUCUCCCAAGACCAAGAAGAACUAAUGGAGAAGUGUAGGGUUAAGGCAUUAAAAGGGGGUCAAGGAUGGGGUAGGAAUGUAUGUGUGAGGUUUUUGAUAAUUUUAUCACCCAUAUUGGGGGUAACAUGACCAAGGAUGCAAGUUUGGACUGGUCUAAUGGGAUGACCCUAUUUCCCUUUUUUUUUUUUUUUUUUUUUCUUCUCCCUCCUCCACCCGUGUGGAAGUAUGACUGAAGACAUAUUUCCUUCUUCAUAACUCAUCAGUUGCUGUUUUUAUUUUUUAUUUGUGUUUAAAGACAAAUUGGGUCCUUACUGUCUUUGGCUGCUUGAAGAUCUACAGUGGAAAAAAAAUUAAAGUUGGUUUUUACAAAAAAAAUGGACUUUUUUUUUCCCUUUCAGUGACAAUUUCAGAACAGCUUUGCUUUAAAGUAAAUUGUUACAAACCAGUAUGAGAUUAAAUACUGUAAAGAGGAGUUCCACUGUCCUACAAUCACCCCAUGAUUCCUGAUUUUAUUCAUUGCUGUUUCGAAAUAGCCAAAGGUACGGGUAGGUCUGUCUGAGUGGAUCAUGAGCUCAUUUUGUCAUAGCUCGAUAACUCUCUCUCUCUCUCUCUGGCAUAAUCGCUGCAGUGAUGUUGCUGCUCUGGCGGCUUUUACCAGCCAUUAAAGUCUCUAGAGAAGAA
Messenger RNA from Neoarius graeffei (lesser salmon catfish), 1279 nucleotides. RefSeq names its product signal sequence receptor, beta (gene ssr2). The record is from RefSeq and is a predicted model, not a curated record. The coding region runs from base 66 to 623 and encodes 185 amino acids. Gene Ontology annotation, cellular component: membrane; endoplasmic reticulum. The transcript has 6 exons. NCBI's taxonomy places the organism in Eukaryota, Metazoa, Chordata, Actinopteri, Siluriformes, Ariidae.